CUUUUUUUAGGUUUCCAAGAUGGCGGAUCAAGGGACAAGAAGUCAGUCAAGGUUUUUUACUUUCAACGGUAGUAUAUCCAUACUGAAGGCUGUUUUUCUAUUGAUUAUACUUCUUCAACAUUAUGGAUUAACAGUUAGUAAAAAGAUUGAGACCGAUACCAUCUCAAAACUUGACGAACUGGUCGUCCAAGUAGAACAUUCAUUGUUGAAAGAACACUCAAAUGACGACGAAUUCAAAGAUCGUGGGACAAUCACACUGCGAUCGCUAAAGCAAAAAACAGGCAGUUUUCAUCAAAAUGACCAUUUACCAAGAGARGAUUUGCAACUGUUGAAGAAAAUGGCUCAAARUGAUGCGUACUACCGCAUUAGAGUGCCAGCACAGUUUGGUCCCAACGAAGACAACGUCUAUGUAUCCACAUACGUGAAAACAUGUGCUUUGUUGGAGUCUAAAUUAUCUGAAACGAUCACGCUAUCRGUGGACCAYCUCGGGAACAUCUACGGAGUAGGUCURCGCCUCCCGGUGACACAGUGUAACGAAAAUAAACGGUUUGGCGGCCUUCCAUCGCAGUUUAACACCACUAUUCAAGUUCUACAACAAACACCAGGCGCUUUACCCGACACUCAAACUUAUGUCCAGAGACUAGAGAAAGAGAAAGCGGAACAAGCAGCUGGCAAAGGAAAGGAUAAUCGGUCGUUCUUAGCGAAAUACUGGAUGUACAUCGUCCCUGUKGUUAUCUUYAUGUUGAUGACCUCUCAGAAUCCUGAUCAGCARGGCGAGGGAGAAGCCAGCUAACUUUGAUUGUGAAAACUUUUAUACUUGCAAAAUAACGACCUUUAUUAUGGUAGCGAACUAUUUAUGGAUUUGCAUUCGCUUUACAUUCWGAGAAUGGGAGAGGAAAAUGGAUGGGAGAAAAUCAUGCAUCAAAAUGACAUUUGUAAUCUCAAGAUUGUACAAAUUGCUCUUGUAAAAGUCAUCACAAUGUUCUGUUUCUUAUUUAAUAUUGACAAAUGAUUGUCUUUUUGUAAUGAUUAGUAUUAAGUAGUUGAAAAGCUGAUCAUCACUGGACUGGCUGUUGAAAUUCAAAAGUAUGGACUUUUAAAAAAAUUUUUACUGAUUCCAUUUGCAGCUGAGACACUUAUUUAGUAAAUGAUAAUGAAGCCCUGAAGAAAUAUCUGAACACUAAUUAUAACUUUAGACAAUAACACUCCUUAAUAGGUCUCCAGUAAAAAUGASUAUGGGAUGUUUAUGCAUAAAAGUUGUUCAGUAGCCCAUAUAAGCACCGUCAUUUCUGACACUCUUUACUCACUAACCAAUACAACUUUUUCAUAUAUCUGGAUUGUAAACUGUAAUUUGUAGUCGCAAAAGUAGCUUUAGUACCAUGUAUGUGGACGACUGACUAAAAUCCUUUCAUUAUUUUAAGAAUAAAAAAAUGAAUGAAACCAAAU
Messenger RNA from Exaiptasia diaphana, 1446 nucleotides. RefSeq names its product ER membrane protein complex subunit 10. Gene Ontology annotation, cellular component: EMC complex. Lineage: Eukaryota; Metazoa; Cnidaria; Anthozoa; Actiniaria; Aiptasiidae. The transcript has a single exon. The coding region runs from base 20 to 793 and encodes 257 amino acids. The record is from RefSeq and is a predicted model, not a curated record.